UUUUGCUGAAACCAUAGGAAUGCGACACACUUUAUAUUUACAGCCCAAAGCUACAACACUGUGUUUUCUCUCUCUCCCUCUCUGUGUGUGUGUGUGUUUGUGUUUUUGGACGCCGACUCUUGUUGUCUGCAACCGUGUCCGUGUUUUUUUUUAUUUUAUUUUUUAAAAAUGAAAACGUAACGACGCUUCCGACGGUUUUUAAUUGAGUUCAAUUUCUUCGCGGAAACAACUUUGUUGCUGCAGGGAAUCUGUUUUUCCCUCGUCCUCAGCUGCGUUUCCGACAUGAGAUCAGGUGGAUAGUGUGUGUGUUGUUGCUGCUGCUGCUGCUGCUGCUGGCUAAAAAAGACUACCUGUGGUUUAAAAAGUGAGUAUCCCCGACAAUAUAUGGUCUGAUGCUAGGCUGCAGCCGCCUCAGCCGCCACCAUGUUCACCAAGAAGAAGAAAUCUCGUAUCCAGAUCUCGGCUCCGUCUAACUUUGAGCAUCGUGUACAUACAGACUUUGACGAGCAAGAGCAGAAGUUUGUCGGGUUGCCGCGGCAAUGGCAGUCGCUCAUCGAAGACACAGCCAAAAGGCCCAAACCUUUCAUCGACGCGACCGUCAUCACCACUGUAGAGCCACGCAAGACAAUUGUUCGUGGCAGCAAGCUGGGAGUGGAUGGCUCUCUGACAUGGCUGUUGGAUGAGUUUGACACGAUGUCUGUGACUCGUUCUAACUCCCUGCGACGAGGCAGCCCUCCCAUCCAGCCUCGCAGGGACUCCUCUUCAGGAGGAGGAGGAGGAGGGCAGGAGAACGGAGACCCUCACCAAAGACACUACUCACACCCAGACAGACAGGACAGAGACCGAUCCAGACCAGAUCACCACAGCGGAGGCGACCCCCGUCACGGUGAGCGCGGGGUCCGUCACCCUCAGAGAGACGACGGAGUCCAGGGUCGACCCCAGCAGCAGCCCCGGGGCCAAGAGCCCAGCAGGGCCCACAGGGACAGACCAGGCUCUGGCCCUCCUCCUCCUCCUCACAGAGACAGAGACAGAGACAGAGACAGAGACCGGGACCAGGAGCAAGUGGUUCGCAGGGAUCAACCCAGCGACCACAGGCCGAAGUCCAGCUACAUGGGGCGUGACGGCAGCCCUCAGUCCCCCAGAGAGAAGAGGCCUCUCUCCGGGCCCAACAUCCGCACCCCAAACCUGCCAGUAACGGAGGGAGUGAUGAAGACUGCCCAGCAGACCUCACGGCCGUUCAACACCUAUCCGAGGACAGACAGCGAGGGAGGACGCAGCCCCACAGGACAGCCGGUGCGACACCAUGAAUCCUCCCCUCAAAACGGCCCCUCUAGCGGCUCCCACAGAGGUUCCUCCAACUCAAAACCCCCCGUGAGCCACCCGCACCCUCAUCACACUUCCCACCCGAGCCUGACCCCCGAAUCCACCCAGCAUCCACACACCCCUCACCCCAACGUUCCAGCCCCGCGGCCGCCCGUGCCUUCCGGUCCCCCGGCAUCCAGCGCUCCGCCCCAGGCCCGCUCCCCCCAGAGGGAGCCCCAGAGAGUUUCCCACGAGCAGUUCAGGGCGGCGCUACAGAUGGUAGUCGAUCCCGGCGAUCCGCGGACCUACCUGGACCACUACAUCAAGAUAGGGGAAGGGUCCACGGGGAUUGUGUGUAUCGCCACAGUGAAGACUACGGGGAAACUGGUCGCUGUGAAGAAGAUGGACUUGAGGAAACAACAGCGUAGAGAACUCCUCUUUAAUGAGGUGGUUAUCAUGCGGGACUAUCACCAUGAGAACGUGGUGGAGAUGUACAACAGCUACCUGGUGGGAGACGAGCUCUGGGUUGUCAUGGAGUUCCUUGAGGGAGGGGCGCUCACUGACAUCGUGACGCACACCAGGAUGAACGAGGAGCAGAUUGCUACCGUGUGUCUGUCUGUCCUGAAGGCGUUGUCUGUCCUGCACACACAGGGUGUCAUCCACAGAGACAUAAAGAGUGACUCCAUCCUGCUCACUCAUGACGGCCGGGUGAAGCUGUCAGACUUCGGUUUCUGCGCCCAGGUGUCAAAGGAAGUGCAGAGAAGGAAGUCUCUGGUCGGCACGCCGUACUGGAUGGCACCAGAGCUCAUAUCCAGACUGCCUUAUGGACCAGAGGUGGAUAUCUGGUCUCUGGGUAUCAUGGUCAUAGAGAUGGUGGACGGGGAGCCUCCGUACUUCAACGAGCCGCCGCUCAAAGCCAUGAAAAUGAUUCGAGACAACCUGCCUCCCAAACUGAAGAAUCUGCACAAGGUCUCCCCUCUGCUCAAGGGCUUCCUGGACAGGAUGCUUGUGCGAGACCCGGCUCAGCGGGCCACAGCCAGUGAACUCCUCAAACACCCCUUCCUGACGAAGGCCGGCCCGCCGUCCUGCAUCGUCCCGCUGAUGAGGCAGAACAGGAUGAGAUGAUGACAUGUGACGCAAAGACCUCCAGACCGUCUGGAGGGUCAGCGUGCGCAGGUUUCAGAUGGAACAGAAUACUCCUGCACACAGAGAGGAGAGGAGAGGAGUGGGGCCCACAGAGGUCAGAGGUCACAGGUUGCUCUGUGUUAUAAGGGGCAAAACACUCGGGAAAAAUACUGUGAGCUGCGAAGUGUAAACUUGGGUGUGCAGGAGUAUUCUACUUUUCUUAUGUGAAUCACUGAACUGUGGGGAGGUUACUCCCUGGAGAAGAGGCAAUAAGGAGGUGUGUCUGUAUGCGUGCGUGCAUGUGUGUGUGUGUAAACAUGUUGUCAACACUGUUAAUGACAGUGUUUCAUGGCUCAUAUAUGAGUGUGAGCUCUCGCUUUGACUCAUCAAGGUGAGGGGGGGGGGGG
This is a messenger RNA of Thunnus maccoyii (southern bluefin tuna), 2834 nucleotides long. It is a transcript of the gene pak4, whose product is annotated as p21 protein (Cdc42/Rac)-activated kinase 4. Gene Ontology annotation, cellular component: cytoplasm. Gene Ontology annotation, molecular function: protein serine/threonine kinase activity; ATP binding. Gene Ontology annotation, biological process: protein phosphorylation; intracellular signal transduction; regulation of MAPK cascade. The transcript is spliced from 11 exons. Lineage: Eukaryota; Metazoa; Chordata; Actinopteri; Scombriformes; Scombridae. The coding region runs from base 424 to 2427 and encodes 667 amino acids. The record is from RefSeq and is a predicted model, not a curated record.